CUCGGGCUCUACAGAACUUUCUCUCUCUCCGUCCCGAGAUCUUUCUCGAUUGCCUUUCCUCGUUCCUCCUGCGAAACCCGAGUGAGUGGGAAAUAUGAUGCCUCAGCAUCAGAUCAAGGACCAACAUAAUGCUCUGGUGAUGAAUCAGAAGAUCAUGUCCAUCCUUGCCGAGAGAGACGCUGCCGUCAAGGAAAGAAACGAAGCCUUAGCUGCUAAGCAGGAAGCGUUAGCCGCUCGUGACGAAGCCCUUCAGCAACGUGACUUAGCUCUCUCGCAAAGAGAUAACGCUAUCAUGGAGAGGGAAAACGCCUUGACUGCUCUUCAACACCGUGAAAACCAUUUAAACUAUAUUCUGGAUUGUGCAAAGCGUGGUGGCUACCAAUCUUGUUUCAAUGAAGAAACCCACUUACCUAACCCUUCUCCGUUGUCAACUAUUCCACAUGAAUCACCCAACACCAGGUCCACCAAAAGGAAAAAAGAUACGCGGUCAAAGGGGAAGAAAGUGGGCGGGGAAGAUCUGAACAGUCAGCUUGCUUCUCCUGGGAAGAAAUGCAGGAAAGAUUGGGAAUGUAACGAUGUGGGGUUAAACCUUGUCACGUUCGAUGAGACGACGAUGCCAGUGCCAAUGUGUACUUGCACAGGGACUGCUCGUCAGUGUUACAAAUGGGGGAACGGUGGGUGGCAAUCGUCUUGCUGCACAACCACAUUGUCUCAGUAUCCGCUCCCGCAGAUGCCAAACAAGAGGCAUUCUCGGAUAGGAGGUAGGAAGAUGAGUGGAAACGUAUUCUCCAGGUUACUUAGCCGUUUAGCUGGAGAAGGGCACGACCUCUCCUCUCCGGUUGAUCUCAAGGACUAUUGGGCUAGGCAUGGCACGAAUCGCUACAUCAUUAUCAAGUAGCCAAGAUUUUUUAUGAACCUUUAUGUUAUAUAAGGUGUGUUUCUCUCUUCAUCCCUUUUUUUAACAGUUAGGUUCAAAAGACGGGUGAAAGAAUGAAAAGCUUAGUAGGCUCAUUGUUGUUUUUGUUGUCUAUAUAGUUCAGCUAAUGCCAAAUGUUUUAGUAGUCUUGUUUUUGACUUGGUUUCGUGUUUAUGUAAUUGUAAAAACAGUCUAGUGAAUGAUGUUGUCAUAGUUUAAUUUAAGAUUUGGAAAACC
Eruca vesicaria subsp. sativa (arugula) is the source of this 1153-nucleotide messenger RNA. The record is from the annotation of a GenBank genome assembly. Lineage: Eukaryota; Viridiplantae; Streptophyta; Magnoliopsida; Brassicales; Brassicaceae.